This is a messenger RNA of Daucus carota subsp. sativus, 2347 nucleotides long. Its product is annotated as protein AGENET DOMAIN (AGD)-CONTAINING P1. The record is from RefSeq and is a predicted model, not a curated record. The coding region runs from base 145 to 2085 and encodes 646 amino acids. NCBI's taxonomy places the organism in Eukaryota, Viridiplantae, Streptophyta, Magnoliopsida, Apiales, Apiaceae. The transcript has 5 exons.
UACAUAUGACACGAGUUGAACAAGCGUCAACACCUCACUCCUCCUCUCCACUCUCCACCCCUCACUCCUCGCCUUAAUCAUUUCUACACUCCCCUGGCCCCACCCACCCUCUCUCCCGCCACUCCUAACCCUAGCUCCCCUCCGAUGUCUUCGCCCCUCGCCGGCGCGUACUUCAAACGCGGCGACCCCGUCGAAGUCCUCCGCCCUAACCUCCUCUUCUCCCCCGCCACCGUCCUCCAACCCCCGGGCCCCACCCGUCGCCACCACUACUUCGUCCAGUUCCAAACCCCCCAAAACCACAACACCACCAUCAUAAACCACAAUGAUGAUAGUGACGUCAGCAGGAGGGAGUACGUGAGCGUUGCUGACGUCAGGCCGGUGCCGCCGGUGGAGCUCAACGCCUUGUUCAUGAUCGGAGAAGCCGUCGACGGCUUCUUCGACGACGAGGGAUGGCGGAGGGGGAGAAUUAGGGAAAUACUGGAGAAUUCUAGGUAUGAAAUUGUGUUUGGUGAGGGGAAUUUAGUGAAAGAGUUUGAUCAGUGGAAUGUCAGGCGUGCUCGUGUUUGGGAUGACGGUUGCUGGGAUCCUCCUAUUCAGCUGAAGCAUUUGGAACCUUGUGUACAUAAAUCCUCUGAGAUGAUUGUAAGACCCAGCAAGUUGAAAGUCAGGGUAAAGCAUCCCAGACAAACAUUAGAAGAUAAAUUUCCCAAGGGAAUGUUGGUAGAAGUGAAAAGUGAUGAAAAAGGUUUUGCAGGUGCAUGGUACACUGCUAAAGUUAUAGGACCAGUAGGGAAUGACAUGUUCUUAGUUGAAUAUCAGACGCUGAAAACUGAAGAUAAAUCUGGUCUCGUUAGAGAACAAGUAAGUGCUUCAUGCAUACGGCCUUGCCCCUCUGAAUUAGAACAUACUGAUUGUUUCAAGGAGCUGGAACAAGUUGAUGCUAUGAUUAAAGAGGGAUGGUGGGUGGGUCACAUCUCUAGAGUUCUGAGCGACAGUGUAUAUCUAGUCUAUUUUGCAAGUACUGAAGAGGAAAUGUUGUUUGAACGUUCUGAGUUGAGGUCUCAUCAAGAAUGGGUUGAUGGUAAUUGGGUUUCAGCCAACAAGCAGACUUCAGCAACCCAGAGGCCAAAGUUACAAUUCAAGGUGAAGUGCAAUGGAAAAACAUCAGAGCCAAAGUUCAGCAGAGGGACGAUGGUGGAGGUAAGGAGUGAUGAAGCAGGUUACCAUGGUUCUUGGUAUACUGCAGUUAUUACUGAUAUAUUAAAGAAUGACAAGUACAUGAUAGAGUACCAGACUCUGAGAACAGAGGAUGAAGCUAAACUCCUCAAAGAGAAGGCAAAUAUUUCUGAUGUAAGGCCUGCUCCCCCUAAGAUUCAACGUGUGGAUCGUUUUAAAAUGCUUGAAGAAGUUGAUGCAUGGUAUAACGAUGGGUGGUGGAUGGGGCAUAUCUCUAAGAUCCUUGAUGGCUUCAAAUAUUUAGUCUAUUUCUGGACCACAAAUGAAGAAAUAGAAUUCCAUCAUUUCAAGUUGAGGCCUCGUCAAGAAUGGAUCUUCGGCAAAUGGAACUUCUCACUCAGGAAGGAGUCUAAGUUGCCGGUAAACCCUACUAUCUCAAAAUUGAAGAUUCCGUGUGGUAAAGGGAUUUCACCAAUGGAUUUCGAUGAGUGGGCAAAAGUAGAAGUAAAAAGUAGCAAAGAUUAUUAUGAGGGUUUAUGGUUUCCUGCUAUUGUUGUGAGAAAGCUAAAGUAUGGAAAGUAUCUGGUAGAAUUCUUGACACUGGCUACAGCUGAUGCUGCCGAACUUCUCAGGGAAGAGGCAGAUGCUUUGAUGAUGCGGCCGUGUCCUCCUGUUAACCAACGUGCUGACCAAUACAAACCACUUGAAGAAGUUGAUGCUUGGUACCGUGGUGGUUGGUCUGUUGGGCACGUCUGCAAAGUUUUUAGCGGCUCCAAGUACACUAUAUAUUUUAGAAGUACAAAUGAGGUACUGGAAUUCAAACAUUCCUAUUUGAGGCCUCAUCAGGAUUGGAUGAAUGGGGAAUGGAUCAAAGCAACUAGGGGCCGGAAUUUCAUGAGCUGCCAGUGAUUUACAUAGUAUUGUGCCGGGGCUUUGAUAUUUUCUUUUUCGUGGCCCAUUGGCGGCAAUAUACUUAACCUUGUGCAUGAUAGAUCAGAUCUAACUGGAUAGCUUUUUUGGUUAGGUUCAAGUGGUGGUCAACUCUCGUAGAGUAAUUAAUCUUCUCGUCGGAAAAUGAAACUUCCGUAUUAUAUAUUAGACCUGUAGAUUGUGAUAAUAGCUGACGAUGUUGAAACUCAAAUUAUAUAUAAAAGUGUUAGAUAUUAAUACC